AUGGCGAGUGACGGCCAAGACACCGGGCAACAAGCGAUGGAGGGGGCGAGCACGCUUACACCAAGAACAAGCAGGCUGAUCGACAUAAGAAACACACUCUACAAAAAGCUUGACCUCGCGACGACGCGCGUCGCUGAAGGAAUUUACUUGGCCGAAAGGAGCAACGAGACGGGUUUUUGCUUGGUGUUCACAAGUCGCUUCGAGACGAUCACGAGCGACCCCAAGACACUGCAUUUGAGGGAGAGAGAAGUUGUCGCGAAGGCCACAAUAACCGUGCCGCAGGCAAUAAAGACUCUGAUUGCCGAAACGAAGGCAAACCGAGCCCACUCGGAGGAGCAAUUCUGGAUAUUUGGCGAGAAGAUCGAGCAAGUCGGAGACAAAAUUGCAAGAGCAAUCGCUGAAGCCUUCAAGGGGCUCAGCGUGCCACCUCCGACGGCACUUCUGACGGCUCCGACGCCUGCGACGACCGUCAGCGUCGAGACGCUGACGAGCCAAACACCCCCGUCGAUGAACGCGAGGAGUAGCCCUGCAGCUCGCGUCGACUCAAACAAUCCGGUGCGGGCCGCGAGAGCGGGCACCGCUGACCAGCCGACGGAGGUAGCGCGGGCCAUCGACAGCAACGCCCCGUCUGCCCGGCAGAGCUGCAGACGCACAGACCCCGCAGUCGAUGCGAGAGCGACCCAGGCGUUGUCUUGGCGCCGCCAGGCUGACGAGCUGCUACGCCAAAGCGUUCGCGCGUCCAACCGCCGGCGCAGCGACUCGUCCUCGGUUGAGGAUGGAGAGCUGCCCGACGACGGGGAGGACUGGGACGCCGAGAACGAGGUGCCUCGUGACAGGACCAGCGCACGAAGUGGUGACUUCGCGAGGACGAGGCUGUUCUAUGACGAGACGGUUUCUUGA
This is a messenger RNA of Phymastichus coffea, 900 nucleotides long. RefSeq lists its product as uncharacterized. Bases 1 to 900 code for a protein of 299 amino acids. The record is from RefSeq and is a predicted model, not a curated record. Lineage: Eukaryota; Metazoa; Arthropoda; Insecta; Hymenoptera; Eulophidae. The transcript is spliced from 3 exons.